AUGAGCGCCAUUCCGACAACACCGCCCUCGCGCUCCCUCGCCGGCAAAUGUGCCAUCGUCACCGGCGCCGGCUGUGCUGGUGAUGGAAUUGGAAACGGGCGCGCAAUUGCCAUUUUUCUAGCCAGUGAUGGAUGCAAUGUUCUCUGCGUUGAUAAGAAUCUAGAAUGGGCUGAGAAGACAGUUUCGAUAAUUCAAGAGCACUCUCGAUCGUCGUCGCAAUAUGGCCAAGCAGUAUCGUUCCAAGCAGACGUCACCUGCGAGACCGAUUGCUCCUCCAUCAUUUCCCAAGCAAUAUCGACGUUCAAACGGGUAGAUAUAUUGAUCAACAACGUCGGUAUCGCCGGGGCACCGGGAACAGCAGUCACUGUUGACAUGGAAUCAUGGAGCAAAAGCCUCGAGGUCAAUGUCAACUCGAUGGUGCUGAUGGCGAAACACGCCAUCCCAGCCAUGCAAAAGAACAGCGGCGAAAUAAAAGGGAGUAUUGUGAACAUGGGGUCCGUUGCCGGACUAAAAGGAGGGACACCCCAUCUCCUGUAUCCGACGAGUAAGGGCGCCGUUGUGAAUAUGACUCGUGCCAUGGCGGCGCAUCAUGCAGAAGAUGGAAUACGGGUUAAUUGUGUUUGCCCGGGAAUGCUUUACACGCCCAUGAUGUACGCGUCCGGUAACGGGAUGAGCGAAGAAGCACGUGAAGCCCGUCGGAGACGCAGUCUGCUAGGAACAGAGGGCAAUGGAUGGGAUUGCGCAACAGCGGUGGUCUUCCUCGCUGGACCUCAUGCGCGGUGGAUUACCGGUGCGAUUCUUCCUGUGGACGCAGGGACGACGGCGGCCGUUGGGAUUGGGAUGCCAAAGGGGGCAAGUGUAAAUGGAUAG
Aspergillus nidulans FGSC A4 is the source of this 870-nucleotide messenger RNA. RefSeq names its product SDR family NAD(P)-dependent oxidoreductase. The coding region runs from base 1 to 870 and encodes 289 amino acids. The record is from RefSeq and is a predicted model, not a curated record. Lineage: Eukaryota; Fungi; Ascomycota; Eurotiomycetes; Eurotiales; Aspergillaceae. The transcript has 2 exons.